Penicillium salamii is the source of this 990-nucleotide messenger RNA. Lineage: Eukaryota; Fungi; Ascomycota; Eurotiomycetes; Eurotiales; Aspergillaceae. The record is from the annotation of a GenBank genome assembly.
AUGGGGUUCCAAAUGCCACGGCCCUCAGGCGGCCUAGGCCGGACAAAAAAUAUCAUACACUUUGUACAAGCCUUCAUCAUCUUCAUCGCAUGGGCUUUGACCAUUGCUAUCUGGACGAAAAAGGGUGGCAUUGAUGGCCGAACAGGAUGGUACUGGGGACUGUGCUGGUUGAGUAUCCCGGGCUUAGUGUACCUGGUCGCAGUACCCAUGUGGCCCCGAGCCCGUCGCUUCGGCAACGUCUACGCCUUCGCAAGUGUUGAUGCUCUCUACACAAUCCUCUGGGCCAGCGCCUGGAUCUGUCUGGCCUCCUACGUAGCCCAGGGUAAAUCACUGGGCGCCGAAACAUCCGACUCCGACUCCAAAUCUGAUUCAGACUCCAAGACCACCAAGCGAGCCACAGAUUCCGACACCAAAACCGGUUGCGAUAAUUGGCGCUAUGGAGGCGCAACCAAGUGCAAGCUCAGCGAGGCCACCACCAUCAUCGGUGUAUUCAUCUUCAUCCUCUUCGCAGUAACAACAUUCAUGUCCUUCCGCAAUGUCGCCCACUUCCGCCGCACAGGAACCCUCCCAGAUGCUGUCUCAGACCCCACCUUCGCCGCGCAAAGCAAAGCCGCCUUCUCCUCGAACCCAGCCCACGACUUCGAAGAAGACGAAGACGACUUCCGCUCCGGCCGCGGCGGCAUGGGCGCAUCCUCACGCGGCGAUCAAGACGAAGAUUACGCCCUCCUCCAGCAGUCCGAAAUAGACGACAUGGGCAAUGCGCACGGCCGGUCCGCGAUGCAAGGGUCCUACGACCCCACUGCACCUGCGCCCGGUGGCGUUCUUCACGACUACAACAACACCGGCUACGGGGGCGCUCAUGGCCAACACUACAACACCGGUCCGGAAGAUCAGUUCGCGAACGUGGAAUACACUCCGUCGGAGUACACUGCGCCUUCUGGAUUUGGAGGGUCGUCUGUUGCGGGUGGAUAUGGCAGACGGCCUAGCUAG